Molecule: messenger RNA, 1207 nt
Organism: Olea europaea var. sylvestris
Lineage: Eukaryota; Viridiplantae; Streptophyta; Magnoliopsida; Lamiales; Oleaceae
Product: bidirectional sugar transporter N3-like
Exons: 6
Coding region: 144-1022 (292 amino acids)
Biological process (GO): carbohydrate transport
Cellular component (GO): membrane
Molecular function (GO): sugar transmembrane transporter activity
Source: RefSeq, a predicted model, not a curated record
CUUCAUUCCCAUCCUACAUGAAAUUUUGAGAGUAGCCAUAGAGAGAGAGAGAAAGAGAGGGUUUCAUAGAGACCCUUCGGCUUUAAAUACUUGAAAUUCAGAGAGAGAGAGAGAGAGGUUUAAGAAUUUAUUGAGUAUCAGAAAUGGCGGUUCACCACCAAUGGACGUUUGUUUUUGGUAUCUUAGGAAACCUCAUAUCUAUAUGUGUUUAUCUUGCACCUUUGCCUACGUUCAUAAGGAUAUAUAGAGAAAAAUCGACGAUGAGAUUCCAUGCUUUACCAUAUAUCGUGGCACUCUUUUCGUCUUUGCUAUGGAUGUACUACGCAUUCUUGAAGGGAAAUGCCCUUCUGCUUAUAUCUAUCAACUCCUUUGGAUGUGUUAUAGAAACAAUUUAUAUCGCUUUGUACAUUUCGUACGCAUCCAAAAAUAUUAGAAACCGCACAAUCAAAAUAUUAGGCCUUGUGGAUGUUGCGUUGUUCGCCUUGAUUUUUCUUGCCUCAUUCUUCAUCUUCGAUGGCGAAACUCGCAUUCGGGUGGUUGGAUGGAUUUCCGUGGCUGUCUCCGUCAGUGUGUUUGCAGCACCAUUAAGCAUUACGCUUCAAGUCGUCAGAACUAAAAGUGUAGAAUUCAUGCCAUUCUUCUUGUCAUUUUUCUUGACACUAAAUGCAGUCAUGUGGUUUGCCUAUGGUGUACUUCUCAAAGAUUUGUGUAUUGCACUCCCCAAUGUUCUUGGAUUCGGGUUGGGACUUGUUCAGAUGUUACUUUAUGGGAUCUAUAGGAACUCGAAGCCAGUUAUAGAAGAGAAAAAAUUACCAGAACAUGUGAAGAACAUUAUACUUCUAGGAACCCCAGAAGUUCAUCCAGCUGAUUCAGAAUCCUGUAGAGAUUUUAAAGAAGAAAAGACCAGUGCCCAAGAGGAGAAAAAGGAUGAAGAAAAUUGUGCAAUAGCUUUGGAAAUGGAACCCUGUAGACCAGUGAAAGUGCAGCUGGAUUCACCUUCGCUCAUUGUUUGUGCAGCUUAAUUCAUAUAAUUCACAGUUUAAUUACCUCCCAGUUAUGAUGUCAAGUAGUAAAAAAGAUAGAUUAUGUUUAAUUCUCGUAAUUUUCAAUGAGAGGGUAAAAAUGUGGCUUGAUGUGAUGUGCACUUUGUUCUCAGAAGAAUUGUCACUUUACUAUCAAGUCAUGGAAUAUUUUUGUUCUCUCUGUU